ACAACAAAUUUUGCAAAUGGCGGUGGCACCUUUUUUUCCACGGUGAAGAAAAAUAUUGAAAAAUAGUGGGAAAAAGUUGCAUCUCGUGCACAAAGUGAUACAAAGAGUGUUCACGGACGUGUCACGGGUCACCACAACUUGGUGAACUUGUCUCCCGGCCACUACACCGUGUGGUUACUGUGAGGGAAGUCCACGGACUCGCCUGAGAUGCUCAAAUUGUUUUGGGGAAAAUGAAUGAUUUGAGCAAGGAAACGACACCCGUUGUCACACCAGGACCAUCUGCGUGGGAUCAACUAACUGGAGCUGCUGCAGCAGCACCCCCUAUUGUUACUGCACCCCCUGUACCCCAAGUUACGGAACUCACGUCACCCCCAGCAACACCCACAAAACUCUCAGUGACCUCUCCGUCACCUGAAGCGGUAGCACAUACACCCCAAGGGGCACCAUUGGCAUCACCCGUGUACACGGAAGAACUCCAUCCGGAUCUCAUUGCACAGGGAUGGCGAAAGUUCUGGUCAAAGCGCGAGAAUCGCCCGUAUUUUUGGAAUAAAGUCACAAAUGAAAGUCUCUGGGAACCACCAAACUUUGCACGGCCCCACGGGACAUUUGAUCCGGUAACUGAUCCCCUGGGCAUUUGCAAUGCACCCCCUGGGAAUGCGCAUCUCAAACGGCGUUCAUCAGAGGAAGUCACCCAAGCUGGUGGGCAACCACCGCUUAAGAAGUUCGUCCUGGCUGGCCCGUGGGAUCUUGAGAUUGCCACGAAUGUCAUUAUACUCGAGCGAUCGCCUACGACACUUCUACACCCUCAUCCGGAAAUUGAACUAAUGCGCUCCACGUACACAAUGAAACUCAUACGAACGUAUGAGGAUCUGUGUCAGCGAAGGGAAAAUAUCAGAGCCCCGAAGGAUUCCUUCAAUCGCUGGCUAAUGGAACGUAAAAGCAUAGAUCGUGGCAUUGAUCCACUCUUACCAUCGCAGUGUUUCCCCGAAGUAUCCCCAUCUAUGUUUCGAGAGAUCAUGAAUGAUAUCCCGAUAAAAAUUGUUAAGCCCAUCUUCACGGGAGCUGCCCGGAAGCAGCUGUCGCAAUAUGCGGAGGCAGCAAAGAAUAUCAUUGAGAGUCGUUCAGCACCAGCUGUGAGUAAAAAAGUGGUAAAGUGGAAUGCUGAAGAAACGUUCCAGUGGCUGAGACGAACAGUUGGGGCCAGCUAUGAGGAUUUCCAAGAUAGAUUGGCGCAUUUAAAGCGUCAAUGUGAGCCACAUCUCGUGGAGACGGUACGUGAGAGUGUUGAGACACUGUGCAAGAAGGUCUAUCACAUCUCCGUGGAGCACGUACGACGUAUCCGGGAGCGACAUGUGCAACUACUGUCUGAAAGUGGUAUCCAUGAGCCACCACUUGUGCCACAUCCACCACCAAUUGCACGUAAAGUGUGGUGCUAUCCCGUGCAGUUUAUGAUCCCAUCACCGCGUAUGCCAGUAGUUGAGUACAUCCAAGAUCGGGAUCAUAUGGUUAUUAAGUAUUCACAAACAAGUCAAUCGCAACCAGAUACCCAAUAUAUUAACCACACACACCUCCAGAAGCUAGAGCAAUUAUAUCGCUUUAGUUGCUACGAUGACAAAAAGUUCGAAUUAUUUAUCGGACGUGUCUUUUGUGUCCUCAAGCGCUAUCAGACUUUUCUGUGCAAUACAUCGCCAGCUAGCCAGGAGGCAGAGCUGACGCAGGCUUCACUUCCCGUGACUGUUUUUGAGUGUCUCAAUAGACACUUUGGUGUGACAUUUGAGUGCUUCGCCAGUCCGCUAAACUGCUAUUUCCGGCAGUAUUGCUCCGCUUUCAGUGACACAGAUACCUAUUUUGGAUCCAGAGGACCUUUCUUGGACUUUAAACCAAUCUCGGGUUCCUUCCAGGUUCACCCGCCCUACUGUGAGGAGCUCAUUGAUGCUACUCUUCAGCACAUUGAUAAACUCCUCACAGAAUCCUCGGAACCACUGAGCUUCAUUGUGUUCCUGCCAGAGUGGAAGGAACCACCGCUACAGUGUUUCUCCCGUAUUGAUGAGAGUCACUACAAGAGGCGACAAGUGAUGGUAUUGGGGAUGGAACAUGAAUACCGGCAUGGCUAUCAACAUGUCUUGGAAAAAUCAAAAGUGAAUGUAAAAAGCGUACACGGUACAAUGGUGUUCUGGUUGCAGAACAACGCGGGAUUUUCCCGCUGGAAUCCCACCGAUAGUCGGGUGGAGGCUCUCUUGGAGGCCUUUAGACCCGGCAGGGAACGAGAACGCGAUAAAAUCCCCCAGGCAGAGCCCACAAAUAGUAGUCAACCAACCCCAGAAGCAACAACGGCGGAAGUAAAGUAAAUCAUCCUCCAAAUAUGUAUCGCUAUGACGCUUUUCAUUUUUUUUAUUGAUCGAUUAUUAAGUUAAAAAAAAUCAAUAACAAAAUAUAUUAAAAAAAAAAAAAAAGAAAAACUUUCACAAAACCCAUGAAAGCACACAGGUGUUAAAAAAAAAGUUUUUAGCGUACACAGUAAUAGAAUUUAUUAUUUUCUUUUUUUUUAUAAUAUAAAAUUCAAUGUUCAAUUUAAUCUUCAUUCUAAAUAUAUAAAUAGUAUGAUGUUAAAUAAGAAAGAAAGAAAAAGAAAGUUCUAAAAUGUCGAUGAAGAAAAUCGUGAAAAGAAUGCAAUCUCAAAGAAUAAUGAUGAUGAAGAGAUUUUUUUUGUGUAAAUAAAUUAACUAUUUUUUUGUAAGAGCAAAAA
This is a messenger RNA of Lutzomyia longipalpis, 2746 nucleotides long. RefSeq names its product mRNA (2'-O-methyladenosine-N(6)-)-methyltransferase (gene Pcif1). The coding region runs from base 231 to 2348 and encodes 705 amino acids. The record is from RefSeq and is a predicted model, not a curated record. Gene Ontology annotation, cellular component: nucleus. The transcript has 7 exons. NCBI's taxonomy places the organism in Eukaryota, Metazoa, Arthropoda, Insecta, Diptera, Psychodidae. Gene Ontology annotation, molecular function: mRNA (2'-O-methyladenosine-N6-)-methyltransferase activity; RNA polymerase II C-terminal domain binding.